AGUCUCUGCAAAGAAGAAGGAGGAGGAGGAGGGCAGUGAUGACGUCAUUGCAGCCCUGAUCUGCUCUUUAUUCAAUGCUGUGUAUUUUUAAUGGGUUUAUUUUUUUUUUUUAAAUCAAGGGAAAAAAGCGAGUAGCCUUUAGGGGGCAGCAAGGGAGGCAGACAGAGCGGAGAGCCCAGGAGGAAGGGAGGGAGGGGGAGCGCAGAGCAGGGAGAGGGGGGGAGCCACCAGGCUAAAUAUUACAUUAAAAAAAGCUUAUUAUUCCCCACUAUGGAUGCCAACUGGAGCAGUUUUAUAUUCCAGACCCCUCCCCCCCCGCCAUCUGAACCUCUACAGGUGGAACUUCUCCCAGUUUUGGCAACGGUAACCGCCCCUCCUGAUGGAUCCCUCACCUCUCAGGCGAUGGUGCCCACCCUGGCCCCCCAGCAUGCUUCCACGGUGGACACGGCCGCCCUCAAGCAGGUCGUCCCCAGCCUCGCCAGCCCCCAGCAGCUGCAGCCAAACCCUUCCAUCACUGGCCAGCCUUCCAGCAUCUCCAGCGCGAUGCCCCUGCACCCCGUCAUGGAACUGCCCAAAAAAUCCAAGAGCCGGGGCCCCUACAUCUGCUCCCUCUGCUCCAAGGAGUUUAAGAACGGCUACAACCUGAGGCGCCACGAAGCCAUCCACACGGGCACCAAACCGGCCCGGGCACAGCCAGCCGUGAAGAUGGCCACCAUGGUACCCCUGAGCUUGCUGAGCGUGGCAGGUACCCUGGGUGGAGGCCCGGAGUCCCUGGAGGUCCCGACGUCCCCUUCCACCCUCUCGCUGCCCGGACCAUCACCCUCAGCCAAGAAAGUGCGCAAAAACCACGCGUGCGAGAUGUGCGGGAAGGCCUUCCGUGACGUCUACCACCUGAACCGCCACAAGCUGUCGCACUCGGACGAGAAGCCCUACUCCUGCCACGUGUGCCAGCAGCGCUUCAAACGCAAGGACCGCAUGACGUACCACGUCCGGUCCCACGACGGAACCGUUCACAAGCCCUACAUCUGCAGCCACUGCGGCAAAGGCUUCUCACGUCCUGAUCAUUUGAACAGCCACGUCAGACAAGUCCACUCCACGGAGCGUCCCUUUAAAUGCCAGACGUGUGAAGCAGCCUUUGCCACCAAGGACCGCCUGCGCGCCCACAUGGUCCGACACGAGGAGAAGGUCCCGUGUCACGUGUGCGGGAAGCUACUGAGCGCCGCGUACAUCACCGACCACAUGAAGGUCCACAACCAGGGGCCCAACCAUAUAUGCGAGCUGUGCAAUAAAGGGACCUGCCAGAUCUGCUCAAUAGCCGACCCGUCGUCUUCUGUGACUGCUGUUCUGCCCAAUGCGGGGGUUCAGGGGAUCGUGCCCACCCAGCCCUGGUGACUGGCUGCCCUGGAGGAGGGUGCGGACCCCGACACCUUUCUCUAUUGAUGUUUUAUGAACAGUCGGGGCAAAUUGGGACCCCCCCCGGGGCGAAUAAGAGAUUUGGAGAGAACUGAAGGGG
Messenger RNA from Spea bombifrons (plains spadefoot toad), 1513 nucleotides. It is a transcript of the gene MAZ, whose product is annotated as MYC associated zinc finger protein. Gene Ontology annotation, biological process: regulation of transcription by RNA polymerase II. Gene Ontology annotation, molecular function: DNA-binding transcription factor activity, RNA polymerase II-specific; RNA polymerase II cis-regulatory region sequence-specific DNA binding. The record is from RefSeq and is a predicted model, not a curated record. Gene Ontology annotation, cellular component: nucleus. NCBI's taxonomy places the organism in Eukaryota, Metazoa, Chordata, Amphibia, Anura, Pelobatidae. The transcript is spliced from 5 exons. Bases 271 to 1392 code for a protein of 373 amino acids.